AGAGUUCUGGGCACGGUAACAUAGGUUGAGCGAGCGAAGCGGCGCUGAGGCGUGUGCAGUCGGAGAUGCCUACGGCGCCGCGCAGUACGCAGUCGCCGCGCCAGCGACACGCCCCGCAGCCUGCACCCCGCGGCGAAUCGGGACACAUCACGCCGUCCAAGAUGGCUGCGCUUGGACUCAGGACGCGACAGGAGGUGGCGCCACCAGACAGUCGCCAUGCUCCGGAUGAUGUGCAUCAGCGGCCAGCGGUGCCCGCUGUGGUGGGGGACGCUGGCCAUGGCGAGGUCAACACCGUCGACUAUUCCACCGCCAAAAACACGUAUGCCACGUAUACCGUGCACUGCGAGACCGAUCGACGUGAAAUGGGCGACGUCAACGUCGCCUUUAAGAGAAGAGGACCUCCGCCUUGCCCCUGCCCUGAAGAUGAGCUUGUAAACAUGUACGAACUGAAUCGAAAAAGAGCGGCCGAAUUUAGAAAAGUAAACCUAUUUGGUAUCGGCGAUGACUUGGAUCGUCUGUACGGGCCGCCUCUUGACGAUAGGGACCAGAGGGGAUACUGCCGGAUGAUGGCCAAAUUACUAGGAUUGGAAGGGUCCGCUGGUUAUAAAACCCCAACGCAUCAGCGCUUACGCAACCGGCUCGUAACCGAGCAGACGUGGUACGACUUGCAAGCCAAAAUGUUUCUCCCGCCGCCUGUCACCAACGACCGCCCCAUCACCACCGUUCUAAAUGAGUUAGAAACAAAAAGAAUUAAAACUGCCAAAAAGGAAAGAAUGAUGUGGAAAAUGGACAUGACGGCGACGGUGGGCCGCGGCGCGGGGCCGGCCUUCUCGGUGUUCUGGGGCCACGCGCCGCGCGCGCGCCUGUGCGCGUGCCCCGACACGCCGUGCCGCUGCACGCGCACGCGCGCCAUGCCGCGCGUCUUCAACAUGCCCAAAGGACGCGCUAUGAAGCGCAUCCCGCGGCCGCACACGGACCUGCCCUACGUCGUGGACCGGCUGAAGCGGAACGUCGAGCUGGACCGCCGCUUCUACAUCAAGGCCGCCGAGCGCGGGCUCAUGGACUGCGUACGGCCCGAAGUGUGCCUCGACGAGUGCGUUCCCUACUUCAAGGUAGACAAAAGGAAAGAAGCGCAAGCGUACGACGAAAGAUGCCUGGAUCUGACUCGGCGUCUCCGCGACACUUGCCUGGACGAUGAAUGCGACGUGUGUGACGAGAUGAUCGAAGAAGAGUCCUCCUCCUCGUCUGAUGACGAUGAUGAUGCAUUCGGAGGUUUCGACGCAUUGGACAUGGCCACCGGGCCAUGCCGCGCCAAGUGCUCGGGGCUGACCCCGCCAAAUCCCGCACCUCAGGCGUCGUCACAGCCGGAGAAAACUACUGUACUGGCAAGAAUGCGCACGAUAUUUGGAGGCCAAGCGAAAACACCAAAGCCACGACGAAAUCCUCUGGGCGGACCAAAGGAGAGUACAGGGGUGAAUGCAGCCAGUUUAGACAGUAUGGGGAGUCUGCGCAGUGUGGGAAGCGUGAAGACUGAGAGCUCGGAAAACGAAAGCAGUGACAGCGACAGUGCAUUGCCACCGCAACGAUCGCCGUGGCCCGCGGCACCGGUGACGGCGAUGUACACGCUGACGCCGAACCCAAUGCCGCCACCGCCGCCCCGCGUUCAGUUUGCCCCAACGGCAUCCGUCGUCGCGCCCGCUUCGACGCAGCUCGAGAAGCACGAAUCGUAUCCGUCUCAGCCGCCACGCGUGCAUCCACCUCCCAAUCCACUCCUAAUAAGAGACGAGUGCCCGGAAAAAGCCGACCUUUACAAGUGGUACAAACGAUGGUUCAUACUGUGGAUUUUUGAUAUAAAAGAUACACACAGGACUCGAGCAAUACAAGUUGGUGAAAGGGACAUCGCUAUGGCUUACGAUCCGUCUCUUGUAUAUGAAGAUUACAUCCAAGACGAUGCUCCUAUGAAGGCACAACGACAGCGUAAAAAAAAAGAAAAGCAAAAAAAAAAUAAAUCAACAGCUCCUAUGGUAGACAAAGAAAAAAAACAAGCGGAGAAGGAAGCACUUGAAGAGAAAAAAAGGGAAGCUAGAGAGUAUAAGAUGAAGGAAAAAAUAAGGGAAAGAAAGAGAAUUGAAAGAGCUAAGCAAAGAGCCCGAAAAAAAAAAAUUAAACCAAAAGUCUUUUGCGAAUGUAAAGCAAGAGAAUUCAAAAUUAUAGAGGCCAGAAAGCAUGAAACUUUAAGUGCGUGGAACACUUGGUGUCCUCCAGAUCCCGCACCUGAACAAGAAAUUGUGUACGAGCGAUUGGUACUUACCGUGGACGACCUGCCACCACAGCCACCGCCUCCUCCGGUAGAGACGCGAGAUCUUAUGAUUCAAAUUGAUCUACCUCCUAUUGAGCCAGGCACAGCGUUAAGUGAGGAAAUGUAUGACUUAGAUGAACUAGACGAAUUGGGAUCAGUCGAGGAAAUCGAAAAUACAUAUGACAAGAGGAGCGUUUCAUCUAGACAUUUACGUAGAUCCAGUGUAAUUGUAGCGACCUCACAAGACAAAUCAAUACGUCCUUCGAUACCAAUGGAUUCCAAAACCCCUAGACCUCGCCCUAGAAGUUUGUAUGAUACAAAGCCAAAACCUAAACCGAGAGUCAGAGCAAUAAUUAUGCAAACCGACUCAGAUCCAGGACCACUACGAGAACAAAAUAUACAGUACGAAAAACAAUGCGUCUGUCGUCCAGGUCCUGAUUCUAAAUGUACCUGUAAGAAAAGCGGAAGCGAUAGGCCUUGUAGCUGUAAAACACCAUCACCUCUAGACGGGGGACCUCCUUGUAUUUGCAAACCAAAGUUCGGCCCUGGUUUUAGAACAAGAAGAAGGAAAAAAUGCAGAAGUAGAAAAUGUAAAAAGUGUAGAGAAAAGGGCUUGUCAGGUCGAGACAUUAUGGCGAAAAUGCGUACAAAAGAUGAAAAACUGAAAGAGGAGCAGGAAAAAAUUAGAAUAGAAAAGGCAAAACUAAAAGCGAUGAAGCAAGUGCAAAAAAGAGAAGGUAAACUUAAUCGUGUCGAAGCAGCUAAAGACAAAAUAGAAAUGAAGGCAGCAGCAGAGAGAAUAAAACAUCAAAUGAAGGAACAGGAACAAAUUCUGAAGGAACAGAGACGGAAAGACUUGGCGAGAGAAAAGAAGUUAAAACUACAACAGAAGGAACAAGUACGACAAGCGAAAAGAGACGAAGAGUUUCGAAGAAGAUUAUCAGAAAUGCGGAAGCCUGAAGCGGAAUUCUGUGGCUGUAGAGAUUGGCAAAAAGGUCUCUGUAAAGUGAAAAUUCCACCGGAUAUACUAGCGGCACAAGAGGCUUUGCAGAAAGAACAAGAAGAACGAGAAGCGAAUUUAAUAUCCUCCAAAUCAAUGAAGAUGUCUCUGUCCCAAGCAGCGCAGACGAUGGCUAUGGCUGCAUUGCUAGCACGGAGUAUAGACAAUAGUGAUUCUGAAUUUAUACUGCCCACCCACAGGCAGUCACAACGCCAAGAAACUUUUCACAAAUACCAAAAUAAAGCUGAUAAUUACGUAGCGAAAGAAAACUGGCAACAAAACAUCCUGACCCCGAAAAGCGCAUACCCUGGUCGCAGAUCUUUGAGUCCUCCAGAUAAAUACUCAGAAGACCAUGACGCUGUUGCUAUUACCAGCACAGCCCAAAGCUCCAAAGUAAUCAAUAACGUUACGCUAACGAAAACGAAACAGCAAUCAACUAGGCGUCGUCGAAUACACGAACACAAUAUCCCUCCUACUGCACUAAGUGUCAAUAAUGACAUCAUCGCACCAAAAAUAAGUUACAAAACCGUACAGUCACGACAAUUGCCAGUGUGCACUAAUGUUGCGGAAACAGUUUUCACAUACUCGAAUGACGAAACUGAGAGUACAGUUGAUAUAAAUCAAUUGAUUUUCACACAACAAAAUGAUUCGUCAACGUCCAAAUCUGGUCUUCAUAGAAUCGUUGAAAAGGUAUUGAGCAAAAGAAAAAAGAAUAGAAGUAAAGAGAGAUUUCAACACGAAACGCAACAUAACUGCAAUAAAAAAAAACGUAUUCAAGGAACUGGUCCUAAAGUUAAACGAGACAAGAAUAGAGCUGAUGAAUUUCCACAAGGAAGUACGAGAAUGGUGAAUAGUCGAUUCAUGAAACGGAAAUUUGCCAAAAAUAUAGUGACAUCUCUCAUUAGUAUCUUCAACAACUCAUCAUGUCGCAUGCCAAAGGGAGUGUCUAGCGUAAUGCCAGAGCAAUUUGCGGACCCCAGCAUUGCCGAGGAGCCUUCUGAAGAUCAGAACUGCAGCCCACCGCUGUACAUCGUAGACAGCGGUGUUACUAGCGUGGCCGAGCGCCCCGGCUUGCACCUGCUGGGUUCGCCGCCACCUGUGAGCCGCGCCGUGCGCCUGCGCGACUAGAUGUGCUAGUGUCCAUGUCAUUCGUCAUUAUCCACGGGAUGUAACGAAAAAAUAAAUGAUGCGAUGCGAAAUGUGCCCUUUGGAGUCCGGCCGCGAGAAAGCUGCCAUCGCCAGUACACGCGCCAUCUUUCGCUUCGCCCCGUCGCGAAUGAUCCAUGUUUUUAAUGAAAUAAACGUU
This is a messenger RNA of Hyposmocoma kahamanoa, 4605 nucleotides long. RefSeq lists its product as uncharacterized. Bases 66 to 4427 code for a protein of 1453 amino acids. Lineage: Eukaryota; Metazoa; Arthropoda; Insecta; Lepidoptera; Cosmopterigidae. The transcript is spliced from 11 exons. The record is from RefSeq and is a predicted model, not a curated record.